Messenger RNA from Closterium sp. NIES-67, 1676 nucleotides. The record is from the annotation of a GenBank genome assembly. Lineage: Eukaryota; Viridiplantae; Streptophyta; Zygnematophyceae; Desmidiales; Closteriaceae.
UAGCUUCCAUUCACCCUCAUUCAUGCUGAGCGUAGAUUCACGAUCAUCGCCAAGACUCCCUACAGUAGCGAAAAUUAAGGCCCGUAUAAUCUGUUACGCUGCCUCGGUCAUCCGUAUUCCGCCACGCGAUCGCGUUGGGCCUCGAAGUGCAGAAUAACGCCACCAACAGGAGCUACAAUCGCGCUCGUUUGAUUCGCCUUGCACAGCUUGAGUCUGGGUCGAGCAUCAAUGGGAGCCGCCGCGUGCGAGAGUAGAAGGAGAGGAGGGGCGGAGGAGGCGGUGGUGGAGAUGGGGCCGUACAAGGCGGGCACGGUGCGCUGGCAGCAGACACUCAAGGAGCAGAUGCAGGCGUGGCGCGACGACCCGCAAUGGCACGACGAGGCGCCCAACGUCAAGGUGUCGGCCCCCAAGGGCGCGUUCUGCCAGAUCGACUCGGAGGUGACGCUGGCGCUGCCGCCGGACGCGGUGUACAACAUCCUGAUCGACCCGUGCAACCGUCGCGUGUUCAAAAACAUCCGCGCCGUCACGUUCCGCAGGGUGCUCGCCGACGACGGCGACCGGCAGCUCGUCGAGGUGGAACAGUCCGCCGUGGGGCGCUUCCUCGUCUUCUCGGGGUCGUGCGACGUGCGGCUCUUCGUGCGCCAGGACCGACUCAAGCACACGAUGUCGUUCGAGAUCGCCCGACCGGGCUUCAUGCGCCGCUUCGAGGGCUUCUGGCAGGUGGAUCCGCUUCCCGUGCCGUGCUCGCGACACGCGCGCGCCAUGGCCGCCCGGGAGAGCGCGGCUGCAGGUGGAAAGGGCAGAGACAGGGAGGGGGAUGGACGGCUCGGGUGGACAGGCGGAGAGAUGGACAAAGACGGUGACGUGUUCUUCGAUGCCAGUGACGUGUUACCUGGUGAACGUGACGAGGAGGAGUGCUGCGUGGAGUGCCACAUGCGCAUGGCCUCGCGCGUGCGCCUGCAGCAGGUGAUUCAGCUGGCCAUGCCGCCGCCCCCGCCGUUCGACAUGCUGGCGCGCAGCAAGACGGCGCACGAGGCGCGCGACAUGCUGAAGAGCUUCAUGGCGGAGGCGCAGCGCCUGAGGGAGGAGGACGUGCCCGUGGCCGACUAUGACGACGCCCUCCCCGAUACCGCCCCCAUGGCGGCCGUGCCUGCUGGAAAACUGCAGCCGGAGGUGCCUCUGCCUCCCCCUCCGCCUCUUGUGCGGCUGGAUUCUCACGAGGAUGAUGAGGGUUCUUCCUCAGAUGAUGGGGAGGAGGAGAGGAAGCCGGAGGUGGAGCAGAAGAAGCGAGAGGUGGAGGAGAGAGCAGUGGAGGUGGGAGGAGGAGAGGGCGUGGAGCCACGUGAGUUGCAUUUGCAGAGGGACAACGAAUUCUGGGCGGUGAAGAGUGCUGCGUUCCUUCAUAAGGAGGUGCUCAAAAGCUCACUCCCACGCAAAGAGUGCCACUGGGUACCCAUGAGAAAGGGAGUGAAGUGCUAAGGAUAUAGAGGUGCGUGAUAUACAUCGGCUUUGUGCCUAAGACACAUUGCCAAAGGGCAGCCAAACGUUGCCCGCAAGGAGACACUUUGUACAUAAAUUCAUGUUAUACCUUUCAUUGUUUUUUCUUUGUAUGAAUUCGUAAAUAAUGCUGAGCUGGAGAUUUACUGUACAGCCAAAUGUGGCUGACAACUCCGAUG